AUGCCGAUCAAGUCACUCGAACCUUAUUUGUUCGAGCUGAAGACAGUCAGCAACUGUCCGUUGGAUGUGCUAAGAAAUGCCGUCGUCGGCAUUGACGUGGAGCAUUAUCUUUCGAGGCUCUUCACUCCAAGAAAGGAACCAAACUUGGAGGCCAUAGGUGGAUUGCCGAUGACUUUGAAAAUGCUGAUGGACUCUGACUUUAAGUUUUUCAAAGAUCUCAAUGUUAAGCCUAUCUUUGUAUUUUCUGGCCUUCGUACUGCAAUUCAAUAUAGCUAUCUAGAGCAGGCCGAGAUCUUGUCACGCGAGAGAACUUUCCGUCAUGUUUGGGAUGAUAAAGUAAAUAAAGAGUACUUCAACGAAAGUUUCCGUGAUCCAGACUCUCCAUUGACUAUGAGGCCGGUGAUGGAUCAAUUCAUGGAGUUGCUAGACUCUAAGAACGUUGAGUACAUCGUCAGUCCCUUUUCUGCCUGGGCUCAAUUGCAGUAUAUGUUAAAUGAGCAUCUCAUCAACUGCAUCUUUGGUUCCACAGAUGGACUCUUGGUUGAAGGUGUUGAUCGUAUUAUCUUGAGUAUUGAAUUCGAGAGCAAGCAGUUUAAAUAUCUGGAUAAGUCUAAUAUCUUUUCCAAAUUGAACUUGUCUCCAAAACAAUUUAAGGAUAUUUCUAUGUGUAUUGGUAAUGGGUUCCAACCGUUCACUUUGAACAUAUUUCCUCACAUUCCAUCGCAGAGUACCUUCACUGCUUUGCACCAUUUUGUGCUUAACGGUGGCUCUAUCUACAACACUCUUCUCGGCUUGACUGAUGAUGGAAGAUCUUUUGAAAUAUAUAUGAAAGGUUGCUCUGCUUUACGCUUUAUGCCCGUCCUGAAACUCAACGGAAGGGUUGAGCCUAGACAGAUCAAUAGCGAUGCUUCCUGCUUGUCGGUGCCUUCCUCUGGUAUCCCCAACUCUUCUGGCACUGAUAGCAGCAGCAUAAAGGGAACCUCCUCAGAGAAAGUUCCCGAGGAUAUGCACGAAUUUAUUGGCCAGAGACUUCCUGAUGAGUUAUUCUUUUACCAAUCCAUCGGUCUCACGACGUUUGAUCUUUGUGAAACAUUGGUGCAUAGUAACGCUGUCGAAAGAUUACCUCCUGAUAUGGCGUUAACUAGCCUAUACCGCCGCUUAGUGACCAGUGAUAAUUCACUUGAUAUAAGAGGUAAGACUAUCAAUCUUCUCGCCAACUCUUUGAAUAGAUACUACCAAUUUAAGAAACUCAAGCUCACCACUUACUUCAAUGGUUCGGAAGAGUAUGAGUUGGUUCAGAGAAUGUCUCCACCUAUAUUUCUCAGUUUGCAGCCUCUUCUUAUUAGGCACGCUACGGCAAGAUCCUUCGAUCUAGUGACUCUUCUUUCCAGUCUUUCCGAUGAUUUCCUUGCCGAAUGCACUAUCCCGAGAAAGGCAAGUAACAGCGAUGAUACCAAGAUUUCCACUAACUACGAGUUGAUUUCUACUUCUCUAAUGAGAACAUUGUUAUUGUAUGGUUUCAUCAAAGAAGGAGAGUUUAAAUUCAAUGCUUGGGGUGACGCAUUGAGAUGCAUUGCUCGGUCUUCGUAUAAUUCCCAGUACUUACUACUAGUUCUUUGGUUUUUCAAACAAUUCCCGGACUUGAAAUUGUCCGAUUUGUUGGAACCUUAUGACCUUCACUCCAUCAACAAAAAGCAUAAGGAACAAGCGAUUCUCAUCUCGAAGUUUGUUGGUUUGUUUUCAAUGAACAACUUGAGCUCCGUCAACUAUGCAUACAAGGUGUCUAGACCGUUGCUUCAAUUUAGAUCUGUCUUUGACAAGCUCAAUUCAAACAUUGGUGGAGCAGUCCGCUCAAACUUGAUAGCAUUGCUUCUCCUGAACCAGGAUGAUCUAGACAAAUAUGAGAGAGACAACAGCGAAUGGAGGAAACUUAUCCUAGAGCUACCAUUCCGUAGUACUCUUCCAAGUGUCUUGUUGGGUAUCAUUUCGCAGCAAUUCUUUGAAAUGUAUUUAGAUAAUUUCGACUUAUCCAAAUCAUUUGCUUCAAUUAACGAAUCAUUCCAAUUUGUUCAUGCUUCUUCAAGUGCAGAACUCAUAAGAGGAUUCAAAUGCUUCCAGGAAGUAGCCGGGUUGGUCAAGCUACUUGGUGAAAAGGGGCUAAUUGUUGACAAGGAGGUACUGGAGUUAUUUGCACAAUCAAACGAGUUUGUCGACCAAAUGCUAUCGAAGAGCGCAUGA
Brettanomyces nanus is the source of this 2238-nucleotide messenger RNA. RefSeq lists its product as uncharacterized. Gene Ontology annotation, biological process: DNA recombination; DNA double-strand break processing; mismatch repair. The record is from RefSeq and is a predicted model, not a curated record. Gene Ontology annotation, cellular component: nucleus. The coding region runs from base 1 to 2238 and encodes 745 amino acids. Gene Ontology annotation, molecular function: 5'-flap endonuclease activity; 5'-3' DNA exonuclease activity. NCBI's taxonomy places the organism in Eukaryota, Fungi, Ascomycota, Pichiomycetes, Pichiales, Pichiaceae. The transcript has a single exon.